GGGUCACUCAGGCUGGGCAGCAGGAAGUGAAUCGCGCUUGCUGCAGUGACUGGGGCGUUGUGAGGAGCCCACGCUCCUUACAAGAUCCCUGAGCCCCGGCCGCUGCUGCUGGGACCCCGGAGCCCUGGCUGCAGCCGGGAGAGGUGAAUCUCGAGCAGUAACAUUCCCGGUGCUCCCCAGGAGCCUCUCCCGGUGCAGAGACCCCAGCCUGGCCAGGACCCCCCUUUCCGGGCCCCAGCCCCUGCUCCCAGGGAGGGCACCGCUUGGAGGGAAGAUGCUGGUGACUUUCGAGGACGUGGCUGUGUAUUUCACCGAGGGGCAGGGGGCCCUGCUGGACCCUGGUCAGAGAGCCCUGUACAGGGAAGUCAUGGAGGAGAAUUAUGAUAAUGUGACCUCACUGGGAUUUCCCAUUCCCAAACCUGACCUGAUCACCCGGCUGGAACGAUGGGAAGAGCCAUGGGUAUCCGAUCUCCAGGCCUGCCAGGAAAGGGAGAUUCUGAGAGAUACCCACAUAGCAGGUGAUAAGCGAGAGAGUGAGAAAGAGGAGGAUCAUCAAUAUCAGGAAUUUCCUGGGAAAGUGGAACCACAGAGGACCUUUGGGAGAAGAGCUUUAGGGAAUUUCUCUCAGUGCUUGGAACAAGGAAAAGCCUCUGGAAAUCAGCACUUGUCAGAGAGGCUAUUCAGAAACCAGCCUACCAAGAAAGUGGCUAAAUCUAUUAAAUAUGUGGGAGGAUGCAAGGAUCCUGAGGAAACCACAGCCCAGCAGACAAAUCACAAGAAAGAGAAACCCAACCAGUACCUCAAAUGUGGGAAACAAUUCAUUCUGAGAUCACGCCUUCUUACACAUCAGACAAUCCAUAUGGGAGAGAAACCCCAUAAAUGCUUUGAGUGCGGGAAGAGCUUUAGCCACAGCUCAUACCUCACUGCACACUGGAGGACCCACACUGGAGAGAGACCUUAUAUAUGCUUGGACUGUGGGAAAAGCUUCAGUAACAGCUCAAAUCUCACUAAACAUCGGAGAAUCCACACGGGAGAAAGACCAUAUAAAUGCCCAGACUGUGGGAAAUGUUUCAUUCAGAAGUCAACCCUUGUUACACAUCAGACAAUCCACACUGGAGAAAAACCCCAUAAGUGCUUAGACUGUGGGAAAAGCUUUAGCCACAGCUCAUACCUCAUUAGGCAUUGGGGGACCCACUUGGGAGAGAGACCCUAUAAAUGUCUCGAGUGUGGGAAAAGUUUCAUUCGGAACUCGCACCUUAUUAGACAUCAGAGAAUUCAUACUGGAGAUAAACUUCAUCAAUGCCUCCACUGUAGGAAAAGUUUCAUUGAGAGACCAAACCUUAUUAGACAUCAGACAAUCCACACAGGAGAGAGCCCCCAUAGGUGCUUGGAGUGUGGGAAAAGUUUCACACAGAGAUCAGCUCUUGUUACACAUCAAGCAAUCCACACAGGAGAGAGACCUCAUAAGUGCUUGGACUGUGGAAAAAGUUUCAUUCAGAGAACAAACCUUAUUUCACAUCAGACAAUACACACAGGAGAGAAACCUCAUAAAUGCUUGGAUUGUGGGAAAAGUUUUGCUCACAAUUCAGGCCUUAUUGUGCAUCAGAGAAUCCACACAGCAGAGAAGCCCUAUAAAUGUUUGGACUGUGGAAAAAGUUUCAGUCACAAAUCAAAUCUUACUAAACAUCAGAGAAUCCACACGGGAGAAAGGCCAUAUAAAUGCCUGGACUGUGGGAAAUGUUUCAUUCAGAAAUCAAGCCUUGUUACACAUCAGACAACCCACACUGGAGAGAGACCCCAUAAGUGCUUGGACUGUGGGAAAAACUUUAGCCACAGCUCAUACCUCACUAGACAUUGGAGGACACACACGGAGGAGAGACCCUAUAAAUGCCUUGAGUGUGGGAAAAGUUUCAUUCAGAGUUCACACCUUAUUAGACACCAGAAAAUUCAUACUGGAGAUAAACCUGAUAAAUGCCUCCACUGUGGGAAAUGUUUCACUGAGAGAACAGACCUUAUUAGACAUCAGGCAAGCCACACAGGAGAGACCCCCCAUAAAUGCUUGGAGUGUGGGAAAAGUUUCAAUCAGCGAUCAAACCUUAUUAUACAUCAGAGAAUCCACACAGGUUAUACCCUUCAUAAAUGCCUUGACUGUGGGAAAAGCUUCAGUAGGCGCUCAGAACUUACUAAACAUCAGAGAAUCCACAAGGGUGAGACCCUAGAAAUAGCUUAAAGAACAGGAGUACUUGUGGCACCUUAGAGACUAACAAUUUUAUUUGAGCAUAAGCUUUCAUGGGCUACAGCCCACUUCAUCGGAUGCACAGUAAGGAGAUAUAUAUA
Molecule: messenger RNA, 2337 nt
Organism: Trachemys scripta elegans
Lineage: Eukaryota; Metazoa; Chordata; Testudines; Emydidae
Product: zinc finger protein 665-like
Exons: 4
Coding region: 275-2230 (651 amino acids)
Biological process (GO): regulation of DNA-templated transcription
Source: RefSeq, a predicted model, not a curated record